AUGGAGUUGAGUAAGAAGCGAGAACAGGUUCCAGAACUGGCUCUCAUCAUCUGGCAUUCAUUCGGCGUCAUGACAUCCCUUCUACAGGAGAUCAUUUCUGUCUACCCUCUCCUGAACCCAUCGCAGUUGACAGCCGCUGCUUCUAACCGAGUAUGCAAUGCUCUGGCGUUGCUGCAGUGUGUCGCCUCCCAUAACGAGACCCGAACCCUUUUCCUAAACGCGCACAUUCCACUCUUUCUCUACCCAUUCCUAAAUACCACCUCCAAGUCACGUCCAUUCGAAUACCUCCGCCUCACUUCUCUCGGCGUCAUCGGCGCGUUGGUAAAGAACGACUCGUCCGAUGUCAUCAACUUUCUUCUCACUACCGAAAUCAUCCCGCUAUGUCUUCGAAUAAUGGAGACCGGCUCAGAACUCAGCAAGACUGUCGCGAUAUUCAUUGUCCAAAAGAUACUCCUCGACGAUAUAGGCCUAGCUUAUAUCUGUGCUACCUACGAAAGGUUCUACGCCGUCGGUACUGUGUUGAGCAAUAUGGUCACUCAGCUUGUCGAGCAGCAAACAGUUCGACUCCUGAAGCACGUUGUCCGCUGCUUCUUACGACUCAGUGACAACAACCGUGCUCGUGAGGCGCUACGCCAGUGUCUGCCAGAACCACUCCGCGACGCCACAUUCUCGUCUGUCCUCCGCGACGAUGCGGCGACAAAACGAUGCCUUGCACAGCUCCUCAUCAACCUCUCUGACAACGUCGUCGACGGCACGAAUGCCGGCCCUGGAAUGUGA
Messenger RNA from Arthroderma uncinatum, 777 nucleotides. Its product is annotated as cell differentiation protein rcd1. The record is from RefSeq and is a predicted model, not a curated record. The coding region runs from base 1 to 777 and encodes 258 amino acids. The transcript has 4 exons. Lineage: Eukaryota; Fungi; Ascomycota; Eurotiomycetes; Onygenales; Arthrodermataceae. Gene Ontology annotation, cellular component: CCR4-NOT core complex; P-body; CCR4-NOT complex. Gene Ontology annotation, biological process: negative regulation of translation; mRNA catabolic process.